AUGAAAAAUUAUUCUCAAUCCCCGCGUUAUUCUCCUAUACCGGUUAGAGGCCAUAGUGAUUUAUAUUCAGUCAAAAAUGAUCGUCCUGAUCUAAUUCACUCAUCAAGAACAAUCGAUCAAGCACAGCAUCAGAGAAAAAAAUUGUAUAAAAAAUCUCCAUCUGGAUCACGCUCGCCUUCUCCACCGACAGACUAUCACAAAUCAUCGUGCGUACCUUCAUCUCACAAUGAUGAUGAAUAUGUGUACACCACUCGUCAAUCAUUACAAACCACUAUCGAGCCAAAGCAAUCGAUCAUGAGUAAAGCUCAAACACGUGAAAAUUCAAAAGUGUCGAAUACUUCAUCAUCUUCAACAUUCAAGCCCUCAAAUCCAGGUGAUCCCAACGUUGCAUAUAUACCCGAUUUACCACUAGAAAACGAUCAAAAUCAAGAACUAGAGAAUAUGAUUCGUCAAUGUUUAAAGGUCAAACACAAACAAGAAGUAAUCGAUAUCAAAUGUAAUACACAAUUAGGUGUCGGUAUAGUUCGUUUAAAAAAUAAGGAGGAAAAGGAUCAUUUAAUUAAUGUACUUAGAAGAAUCAUCCUGGAUACAAAGGUGGAUACUAUCAUUAAAUUUUCAUCUGAUCUUGAGCUCGUUUCCUAUGUUGUUAUUGAGUCGACGAAUAGUAAUGACCUUCCAACUCCUGAAGAUGUGGCUCACAGAUGGGUACAUCUGUACAAAACUCAUCAUCCACUCGCAUGCGAACAACUUUCCGUUCAAUUUCCGAAUAUAUUCCGAAUAGUUACCAAUUCAUUGGAUGAACUCAUCAAAGCUAUGUCAGUCAAAGAAUUUGCUAUCAGUGGUCAACUGGCAACUGUGUAUUUUCGAGCUGAUUGUUGUUUUUUCGAAGAACUACCUCGAAAUGCAAGUUUAGAUCGAUUACGACAAGCUAUCAACUAUCAACUUUCUUAG
This is a messenger RNA of Didymodactylos carnosus, 951 nucleotides long. NCBI's taxonomy places the organism in Eukaryota, Metazoa, Rotifera, Eurotatoria, Philodinida, Philodinidae. The record is from the annotation of a GenBank genome assembly.